CUUCAAGAACACACUGAGCUGGAAAGAGACAGAGUAUUGAGAAUUCAGAUCAUAGAAAUCAUCUCUGAAGGUCUUUUCAUCUGCACACACAGGAAGGAACGAACUUUCUCUCCAUCAUUCUGUUAGGCUUUGGCCAGGAGUAAUGGUCGUGUUGAGGAUUUCUGUAGCCUGACGUCUCCUUCAGUCAUAAAGCUUACAGAACAAAGGAUCAAUGGAUGCCCAACUGAAGAAAAUCCAGCAGAUGCUGGAGAAACAGUGUCAGCUCAACAAAGAACUCCAGAAUCAGAACCAGGACCUGCAGAGACAGCUUCAGCAGAAAGAGAUUCAUUUAAAAGAGCUGCAGGACCGAUUGAAUGACUUUGCGGGUCCAUCACAAGCCAACAGUAAUGAAAUACAUGAAGUCAGAAAGAGUCGAGCGGCCGUCGUGGCUCCGGAGCCUGUAGCAGAAGACCUGGAAAUCCCUGCCAGCAGAGUCCAAAAAUCUGCAAGCGAGAGCGCUCAGAUCAUCAAAGCCAUCUCUAAGAAUGAUUUUCUCAGGCGUCUGGAUGAGGAACAGAUAAACAUGAUGGUGGAGCUCAUGACGGUUCUGGACUGCGCUCCCGGCGAUGAUGUCAUCACAGAAGGCACAGAGGGAGACAGCAUGUACAUUGUCGCUGAUGGUGAGCUGAGAGUAAUGCAGGCUGGUAUUGACCUCCGAACUUUGACCUCUGGUGAUGUGUUUGGGGAGCUGGCCAUCCUGUACAACUGUAAACGCACAGCAUCUGUCCAAGCUGUCACUGCUGUGAAGUUGUGGUGUAUUGAGAGACAAACAUACAGAAGCAUUAUGACCAGCAAAUCCAAGAAGAAACGAGAACAGCUCAUGGGAUUCCUAAAGAAAGCUCAAACUUUAAAGGCCCUGAACAAUGUGCAGCUGUCUAAGAUCAUCGACUGCAUGGAGGAGGUGAAGUUUCAGAAUAAUGAAGUCAUUGUCCGGGAAGGAACAGAGGGCAACUCUUUUUAUAUCAUUCUUAAAGGAGAGGUAUUAGUGACGAAGAAAGUGAACGGACAGCAGAAAAGCAUCCGUAAGAUGGUAGAGGGGGAACACUUUGGAGAACUGGCUCUUAUACGAGAGAUCCUCAGGACCGCCACAUGCACAGCUGUGGGAACCGUCACCUGCUUUUCCAUUGAUAAAGAGGUGUUUGAGGAGACCAUUCCUUUCGAAAGUCUGGAACUCCAUGAUGAGCCAGAUCUAAUCGAGGAUGUUGAAAAGACAGAGAAAGCGGGCCUGAAAACAUCUCUGAAGCUGAAAGAUUUGAUUCCUGUGCUGUAUCAGGAGGGCAGCUAUCAAGGAGAACCCAUCACGCUCGGAGUCGGAGGCUUCGGAAGAGUCGAGCUGGUAACAACCCUGCAGCACAGAAAGUACUUUGCCAUGAAGAAGGUCAGUAAAAAGCACAUCGUUGCAAAGAGGCAGGAAUCACACAUUCUCCUGGAACGGAGAAUCCUUCAGGCAAUCCAAUGUGAUUUUAUCGUCAGACUGCACGCUGGCUUCAAAGACUCACGAUACAUCUACAUGAUCAUGGAGUUCUGCUCGGGUGGAGAAAUCUGGACCAAGCUGAAGGAAGCGGGUCGAUUUGAAGAGAAUAUAGCGGUGUUUGUGACAGCGUGUGUGGUUGAAGCCUAUGCACACCUUCAUAAGAAAGGGAUCCUGUACCGAGACCUGAAACCAGAAAACCUCAUGCUGGACUCCAAAGGAUAUGUCAAAUUGGUUGAUUUUGGCUUUGCAAAAGAGCUCUCUCGAGGUGAGAAGACGUAUUCGUUUUGUGGUACUCCAGAGUACAUGUCUCCAGAGAUCAUUCAGAAUCAGGGUCAUGACUUCGCUGCUGACUUCUGGUCACUUGGUGUUCUGGUCUAUGAGCUUCUUGUGGGAAGUCCCCCCUUCUCCAGUUCAGAACCACAGAAGAUCUAUGCUAAGAUUUUGGAUGGUGUGAUGAAUUUUCCUCCAUAUCUGGAAGAAGGUGCCAAAUCUCUCAUCAGUAAACUGUGCAGGCCACGACCUGGACAGCGGUUGGGCAACACAAAAAAUGGCAUCAAAGAUGUGCGACAUCACAGAUGGUUUAACAGCAUCAACUGGCACAAAUUAAGAAUGAGGCAGGUGGAGGCACCAACAACCAAACUUAUAAGAAAGGGUCCCUGCUACAUAAACUUUGACAGAUUCCCCUAUGAUAAGACCAAAGCCGAGGAGGAAUUUUCAGGAUGGGAUCGGAAUUUCUAGACAAAUGUCAAGUCCUGUCUCACAGCUCUCAUCUGCUGAAUGUUCAAUAAGCUCUCUCCAAUAAUUUUACGUGCUCUUAAAGGGAUACUUCACCCAAAAAUGAACAUUCUGUCAUCCUUUAUUCACCUUUGAGUUGUUUCAAAUCUGUAUACAUUUAUUUGAUCUGAUGAACAUUUAGAAAGAUAUUCGGAAGAAUGCUUAUAACCAGACAGAUCUUACACCCAUUGACUCCCAUUGUAGGAAAAACUACUUUAUCUGUUUUUUUUGUUCUGUGGAACACAAUUUUUUUUUUUAAGAAUGUAGGACAGCAAACAGUUCUGGGGCACUUUUGAUUUCCAUUGUAUUUUUCCCCACUAUGGGGAGUCAAUUGGGGGCAAAAAAAAACAUUUCCAAGUAGUUAUAGAGACUUGGAACAACUUGAGUAAAUGAUGACAGAAUUUUAGUUUUUGGGUGAAGUAUUUUUAUUUUCCCAGAUGUCCGCUUAUGAUGUCACUAAUGUUUGUCUAUUUAAGUUAAUACAUUACCCCAUACACUGUCAGCAACACCGCCGAAGAGAUAUAUAAAUGAUUUGGGAAUGAACAGGUGUAGUUUUUACCCUGUUCUUUAAACUAUGCAAAUGAGUUGAUAUCAACAGCCAAUCACAGCACUGGAACAGAAAAACCCUCACAUCGCCAUUUGUCCUGGAAGGUUGAAGGUCAUUUCCAGGGUCACAAAUGUUUUUAUGCAUCUCUCGUCUGAGUAGGGGAGAACAAGACACAAUUUAACACUUUUUGGUUUUUGAAAUCCCCCAAUAAAACAUAUGAUGAUGAAAUGUACUUUCAUGCCUCCAAAACACUUCCUAUGAAGUCUUGGGAACUUGAGAGAGAGAAAAUUGCACGCCAUCUGUCGGAUCGAUUCAUCUCUCUCUGUCAGAGCUCUGGCGCAUUUGGAAACACAUGAUUCACUCGGGAGACACAUUAAGUUGGAAAGUAAUGUUACUUGUGAUUCGCAGUGUUUCUUCGUUCCCUGAGCAGUGUCAAGAGGGUGAGCGAAGGACAAAAUUUACUCUGGUUUCUCGGUUACCAUAGUAACAACUUGCAGAAGUGUCAACCAAGCUGGUGGCUGAAACGAAAAAAAUAUCUGGAAACGACACUGAGAUCUCCAAAGUGACAGUACUGAAUAAUCAGAAAAAACAGUCAUUGUUUCACUAAACUUAUUGUAAGCUUAAAAGAAGGUGAAUGGGACAUAUAAGAGUGAUAUUUUGAUAUACAGCAUCUCAACGCCCAUCUGAUGCACGUGUGCAUCAACCAACCAUAAAAACCUGAACUGCAUUAAGGCUGUUUAUCAGAUCAUAUCAUUUAUUUUCCACAAUCAGAGCAUCAAAUGAGAGAAUAAUUUACACUUAUACACAGCAACAGAAUGUGUCUUGUUUAUAAAAAUGAACAUUCAAUCUGA
Triplophysa dalaica is the source of this 3685-nucleotide messenger RNA. RefSeq names its product protein kinase cGMP-dependent 3 (gene prkg3). The coding region runs from base 212 to 2251 and encodes 679 amino acids. Gene Ontology annotation, molecular function: ATP binding; cGMP-dependent protein kinase activity. Lineage: Eukaryota; Metazoa; Chordata; Actinopteri; Cypriniformes; Nemacheilidae. The record is from RefSeq and is a predicted model, not a curated record. Gene Ontology annotation, biological process: protein phosphorylation. The transcript has 23 exons.